Sceloporus undulatus (fence lizard) is the source of this 887-nucleotide messenger RNA. Its product is annotated as cathelicidin-related peptide Oh-Cath-like. The coding region runs from base 1 to 621 and encodes 206 amino acids. NCBI's taxonomy places the organism in Eukaryota, Metazoa, Chordata, Lepidosauria, Squamata, Phrynosomatidae. The transcript is spliced from 4 exons. Gene Ontology annotation, cellular component: extracellular region. The record is from RefSeq and is a predicted model, not a curated record. Gene Ontology annotation, biological process: defense response.
AUGCCGUCGGUGCCAAAGAUGGCAAGUGGUUUCUGGAGAGUCGUACUAGCGGUCGGAGUGGCUUCGGCCACCAUCAAGGACUGCUCCUGGCGGAGGGAAACGCCGCUGAGCUACGCCAAGGCAGUGGAUCUCUCCGUCGACCUCUACAAUGAACAUGCGGGAGACAACAUCACGUUCCUGCUCUACAAGGCUGUUCCUCACCCCGAGUGGGACCCAAAUUCGGUAAAUGCCCAGGAGCUGGACUUCACCCUGAAAGAGGCAGAGUGCCUCCCGCCAGAGACCAAUCCAACCCACUUUGAAGACAAUGAGGAGGAGGAAGAGUGCGCCUUCAAAGCCCAUGGGCUGUUCAAAAAAUGCUUUGGUUACGCCUUUCUCAACGAACAGCCGCCUGCAGCCGUCCUCACCUGCAGCGUCAUCAGUGAGGAACAGCCCAAGCACUCCAGGCGUGUAAAGCGGUUCAAGAAGCUGAGGAAGCGGUUGAGGAAGCGGUUGAGGAAAGCUGGGCGACGUCUGCGCAAGCAUUUGGGGAAAACCGUCCGCAGGAUUGUCACAGACAAGAUUAUUAUGGUAGCCGGGAAGCUCAUUGUAGCCAAAGCAGCCCCAGCAAUUGGGAAAAGAUGAUGCGGAGAAGCAAGAAGAACCAUCUUUGGUUUUCUUGGUCUCCUCCUUCGUCCUUCCGUUCUUAUGUUUCUACAGUUUGGAAAUCCGACCAGCUCUCUGUUCCUCUUGCAUCCUCUGCCUCUCUCCUCCUGCUCUUUCCUUUCGUUGACGCCUUUCUUCUUCUCCAAAACCCCUUAUAAACAUCACUUUUGCCUCCUCCUGGGAUUCAUUUCUCUUUCCGCUUUCUCUCAAAUCACUAUAUGACAGGAGUGGGAAUAACGGAUCCC